AUGGGCCUGAAGACCUUUGAUAGACAAAUUCCCCUUGGAUGUACCCGUUUUACUAACCUCCCAUCAAAUUGCCGCCUCGUAACAAACCCAUUGGACACUUGUUGCCAGACUCCACAGUGUGACCCAGAGACGACCACCACUCCACCACCAUUCCCCAUCCCAACCAGGAAACCAUCCGCUGUCACUGGACAGAGAGAGAACUACUGUGUGUACAGUGAUGGCCGCCGAUUUAAGACUGGUCAACAAUGGAAGGAUAACUGCCAGAGCUGCACAUGCCUGGACGACACCACAGGAAGCCUCAGAUGUGUGGAUGAAUGCCCACAAUACACCAACCUUCCCUCCAACUGUGUCCUGGAGACCGACCCCACCAACCCUUGCUGUAAGAGACCCAGGUGUUCAGGCACUACAGGGAGCAUCACAGGCACCAGACCUCCCACAGGUGUGACCCCCAAACCAGGCAUGACUCCCAAACCAGGCGUGACCCCCAAACCAGGCACCCCCACAGGCACCACUGGCUCCAUCACAGGCACUGGCACUGUGCCAGUUCCUGGAACACAGGGUAGCUUCACUGGAGUCGGCGUGGUGCCAUCCUCUGUUGGCUCCAUAACUGGAACGAGAAAUGGCUGCUACUACAACGGUAGGAUAUACUCUCAGGGAGAGAACUGGAAUGAUGGAUGUGACUACCAGUGUACUUGUGAAGACGCCAUCAGAGGAUUCUACAGAUGCACAGAAAUGUGUGUUACCUACCCCGACCUACCAUCCACAUGCAAGCUUGUCAAUGUGAUUGGACAAUGUUGCCCAACUGUUAACUGCCAAGGCACCCUCCCUGGUGGCACCACAGGCACUAACCCAGGUGGUACCGGCACAGGCACCCUCCCUGGUGGCACCACAGGCACUAACCCAGGUGGCACCGGCACAGGCAUCUUCCCUACUGGUAUCACAGGUGGUGGCAUCAUCCCAGGUGGUAUUGGCACAGGCACCCUCCCUGGUGGUAUCACAGGUGGUGGCAUCAUCCCAGGUGGUACUGGCACAGGCACCCUCCCUGGUGGUAUCACAGGUGGUGGCGUCAUCCCAGGUGGAUCCACUGGAAGCAUUACUGGAUAUAACAGCAUGUGUCUGUACAAGAACAGGCUGUAUAAUGAAGGAGCUAAGUGGAAUGAUGGAUGCCAGUAUGAAUGUGAGUGUACUGAUGGCAAGAUGGGAUUCUGGAAGUGCAGAGACCUCUGCCCUAAGUAUGAAAACCUCCCCUCUGACUGCACCCUGCAAACCGUGGCUGGAGAGUGCUGCAGGAAACCCAGGUGCACCAACACUCCUGUCAAUGAACUCAUAGGCACAUAUCCACCAGCCCUCACAGGGUACCGCCCUGGCAUCAUCCCUGGUGGGAACCCUAGUAGUACUCUUGGCACCAUCACCGGUAUAGGAGGAAGCACCACUGGCACAGGAGGAAGCACCACUGGUACAGGAGGAAGCAUCACCGGUACAGGAGGAAGCACCACUGGCACAGGAGGAAGCACCACUGGUGUUGUGAUUCCUGGAACCGUCGGAGGAAUUACUGGAACGAGAAAUGGCUGUGUGUACAAUGGCAAGACCUACAAACAGGAUGAGAGUUGGUCUGAUGGCUGCCAGUACGACUGCCAGUGUUUGGAUGCCAAGACUGGACAGUACAGCUGCAGAGAAAAGUGUCCAAGCUACACCAACUAUCCAUCAUAUUGCUCUCUACAAACAGUACCAAACCAGUGCUGUAAGAAGCUUGUCUGCUCAGGACCAGCAAACAUUGGAAGCACUACUGGCACGAGCACAGGAACAGGUACAGGCACAGGAGGUGUCAGGCCAUGUGUGGACAUUCUCCCUAACUGCAAUGAGUACAACUUUGCCGAGGCCUGCACAGGACAGUACUUGGGAUGGGCCGUGAAGAACUGUGUCAAGACAUGCGGACUGUGUGACUACCUCACAACCACUCCAUUGCCAACAGAUGGCUGUGUCAACAAGCUGUCCAACUGUGAUCAGUUUGAGGACUCUGCAUGUACUGGACCAUACAAGGCCUGGGCUAAAGCAAACUGCCCAAGAAGAUGUGGUCUGUGUGACGAGCUGAAACCAACCACGCCAUCCCCAGAUGGUUGUGUAGACUUGAUCGACUGUGAACCCUACACCAAGUCUGUCUGUACCAAUCCAACCUACAUCCCAUGGGCCAAGGCAAGAUGUGCCAAAUUCUGUGGAUUCUGUGGUAGUGGCACUGGCAACAGUGGUUCUGGCACAAACUCAGGUGGUGCAGGAUCUGGCGGAAUCACCAGUGGUCCAGGAUCUGGCAUAAUCUCCGGUGGUGCAGGAUCUGGCGGAAUCACCAGUGGUCCAGGAUCUGGCAUAAUCUCCGGUGGUGCAGGAUCUGGCGGAAUCACCAAUGGUCCAGGAUCUGGCAUAAUCUCCAGUGGUGGAUCAGGAUCUAUAAUCAAUGGUCAAAGUGGCUACUGUUUAUACAACGGAAUUCAGUACACACAGGGACAAACGUGGCGUGAUAAGUGCUUAUACUCUUGUACCUGUACAAACGCACUGACAGGAAACUACAAUUGUCAGACACUAUGUCCCCAAUGGCAGCUCCCAUCAAUCUGCUCCCUGAAGCCAGCACCGGCGGGCAAGUGUUGUCCAAUCCCAUCCUGUCCAUCCUACAUAACCAUCACCUACCCUGGAGGGCUAACAGAGGCCACACUGCCAUAAUAACU
Messenger RNA from Lingula anatina, 2717 nucleotides. RefSeq lists its product as uncharacterized. Lineage: Eukaryota; Metazoa; Brachiopoda; Lingulata; Lingulida; Lingulidae. Gene Ontology annotation, molecular function: integrin binding; heparin binding. The record is from RefSeq and is a predicted model, not a curated record. Gene Ontology annotation, biological process: positive regulation of cell migration; signal transduction; positive regulation of cell differentiation.